Molecule: messenger RNA, 1170 nt
Organism: Gasterosteus aculeatus aculeatus (three-spined stickleback)
Lineage: Eukaryota; Metazoa; Chordata; Actinopteri; Perciformes; Gasterosteidae
Gene: oip5
Product: opa interacting protein 5
Biological process (GO): CENP-A containing chromatin assembly; chromosome segregation
Cellular component (GO): nucleus; chromosome, centromeric region; chromatin
Source: RefSeq, a predicted model, not a curated record
UUGUUUUUUUAAUUCAAACGGAUGCUCGUUGGAAGUACAUCGGCAUUUCCCCACAUGCGUCCAGGUGACGUCACAGCACGUCGCGCGACGGAGUGAGACACUAGGAAGAGACGAGCUGCCGUCUGCUGGAGUUCAAACUCUCUAGCGGGACAACUAGCCGGUUAGCUUAGCUUCGCUCUGCAAAACUCCACCGACAUGGAGUUCGACGACAGCGUUAUGAUCCCGCGCGCACACGCCGAGAAGGGGGCCGAACACAAGCAGCGGAUGACGCUCCACUGUCAGCAGUGCAGCGCCGUCUGGGGGGAUUCCUUCAGCAUCUGCGGGGAGGUUAGAAGCAUGGACUCCAUCGUGUGUCUGAGAGUCACCAACGACGUGGUCAUCAGUGAUGUCUUGGAAUCAGGACAUGGAGGGGAGCUGGCUGGCUGCAUCUACAGUGCUCUAAAAUGUCGCGGUUGCUGCUGUGCUGUGGGGAAAGUGAUUCACUCGGCCCCGUGGCGCUUGGCCUCCGUCCGCUCCAUGUUUCUCCUCCACAAAGCAAACACCAGUUGUUACAUGCUCAACCACAGCUCAAUGGUCACGGCCUCCUCGCUGACAUUUGAUCUGAAGCCCCUCGGAGAAAGCAUGAAUAAGCUGAGGCAGCAGUUUGAAGCGCAGUUGGAUGAGAUGUCCCGGCUCCACAGCAGACUGGCUGACAGCAGCGUUACCGGUGAAUUUGUGAAGUAGCGCGCAGAGGCUCGUGUGCCGAGGCUCGCGUCCUCUGCGCCGAUCCCUCCUGUAGACCAGUUUGUUGUAAAUCUUUCUUCUCAUGUUUUAUGUUUCCAUUAUAUAUUUCUAAUGAUGGAAAGAAAUAUUUUGUCUUUUAUUUAAAGUGACUUGUAUAUUACAUUGUGUACCUGCAUUUGAUUUCUGGGAAAUGUCAUUGUGCACCAAAACUCAAUUAAAAACAGCUUAAAUGUAUCUGCUACCAUCGGCAUCUGCUGUUUACAGCGACACUGACAUGCAGUCAGAAGCACAAGGCCAUACAAACGUAUCGUAAACUAAGCCCCCAACGGUUGGAUCACUCGCUAUAAUUUAUCCUGUUUGUCUGUAUAUGUUCCAAAUGAGUAAUUCCCCGUGAAACAAUUGUUCAUUUAUCUUUUGGUGGAUUUAAUAAACAAUCUGUUAAACAAA